Molecule: messenger RNA, 315 nt
Organism: Paramecium sonneborni
Lineage: Eukaryota; Ciliophora; Oligohymenophorea; Peniculida; Parameciidae
Source: the annotation of a GenBank genome assembly
AUGGGUUGUAACCCUUCAAGAAUAUCCAUUCAUGAGCCAAUUAUUUUUGAAGAUAAAGGGAAAAUUAAGAGGAAUUCUAAUUAAUUAACAGAAAUCUAAAAGAAUAUUGAGAAACAUUUAAAAAGCUAAUUUGGAACAUAAAGAACUCCUACUACUGCAUCACCAAAUACUGUAAUACCAUCUAAUAGUAUAAUUGAAAUUAUAAAUUUAGGAAGUUCAAGAAUUACAGAUCAAUAUAUUGAAAUGACUAAGUCUACCAUUAUUUUCUAAAUAGAUAAAACUUCUUAAGCCAUCUAAAGAAGAUCUUUAUAAUGA